Helicoverpa armigera (cotton bollworm) is the source of this 1147-nucleotide messenger RNA. RefSeq lists its product as uncharacterized. Bases 109 to 1089 code for a protein of 326 amino acids. Lineage: Eukaryota; Metazoa; Arthropoda; Insecta; Lepidoptera; Noctuidae. The transcript is spliced from 7 exons. The record is from RefSeq and is a predicted model, not a curated record.
CAACUUGCAGAACCUAACUGUCAUAAGUUUGAAAAUUCCGUUGUGGAUCAGUUGGAUUUGUUUAUUGUUUACGUUUUUAAAAGUGUGUUUCUUAAUAAAUCCCGAACAAUGUCGCACACAAAACAGUUAAAAAUUACGAAGAUGUUCCGGAAAGGAGCUUCGAAACUACCAGAAGACAGCAAGGAGUUACAGGAAGAAAUAGAGCAACUAGAACUGCAGUUAAAAGAGAAAAAAGAUGAAAUGUUUCAAUUACAACGCAACAGUUAUAGGCACAAAGCUUCACCGGUCAAGAAAAAGCGUGAAACUUUUACUACUAGGCCGCAGAAAAUAUGUCUAUCGAAUGCAGUAGACAGGUUGAAGGUAGACUUGGAGCUCAUGUCAGUGCUCUCAGGCAUGGAGGUGCAAUCUUACGUGUUGGAAGACCACUGCUGCAUCGUCUAUCAUAUGCAGCACCCCUCCGAGUAUGAGGUCAAACAUGGACUCAGGAUAGAGCUUAAAAAUGGUGUAAAUGAAGUGUCCAAAUCAUCUCUACCCCUGGGCUUCAAUUUGGAUGCAGUAAUGGAAGACUUUGACAAUAUCAUGUUGCCUGGCUGUCUCGGUGCCAUCAGAAAGGCUCUUGUUGCUUAUUACAAUAGACUGCAGCAGUAUGAAGCUUUAAAAAAAUUACUGAACAUAGAAGCUCAACUAUUCAAAUACCAAGAUGGAUCGCACAUAGAGAUAGCAUUUGUAGCCCAAAAUGAAAUGGAUGAAGAGGCUGAACAAUUUGACAUGGUGCUCAUGUUGGACUACCGGCUCUAUGAUAUAAGGCCCAAGCAGUUCUCUUUCAAGGAAAUAGAUCUUCCUGAGGGCGCAGCGGAGGUAUUAAGUGAACAGUGCGCGUUAUUCAAAAGGAAACCAUUGCACAAAGCUUUCAGAGAAACAUUUAUUGAUGGCGCUGGCCCGUAUAAAUUUGUUGAACAGGUGGGCAGCGGUCCGGUGCAGCAGCCGCGUCGGCGGCGCUUCCGUCCCGCGCGUCGCGACUACAACAACGACGACACGUUUCUGCCUGAAGACUGCUCGGAACAUAGCGACGAUGGAGACCUUGCGUGAUCGUGACUAUAACUGUGUUAUAUGUAAGGCCCAAUGUAUGUUUAAUUAAUAAUAAUGA